AUGAUCCACAAGCCAGAGAUUGAGCAGCAGCAUGAGAUGACAAGUGAUGAAGAAAUGGUUGAUAAGCCAUCACCAGAGCAGCAACGAAACGUGAAUCACGAUGAUCAAGUUGACAAAAUUACUUCUGAAAGUUCUGAUAGUUCGGAUUCUAGUACUGAAGACACCGAUAUUGCAACUGAGAAUUCUACUGAAUGCUGGAUUACAUGUAAUGGCAAAUUACGGCAUUUAACAUCUACUGUUGGCGAAUGUCAAGAACUGCUUUCAACUGCCGAUAAUGCUGAUGCCUCAAAGCACUUACUAGGUGAUUUGGUGGAUAUUGUUCAGAGAAUAAAUGUUCAGAGUUCAUCUUUACUCAAGAUGGCUGUCAAUGAACUGACAAAGCUUGAUGAUGUUCCAUAUGAAGAAAAAUCUAACAACCCUCUGGAUAAUGCUCCUAUCAAACGUGACCCGGGCAAGAGGCGGAAUAUAAUGUCUGACACAGACAGGAUUUGCCUGAUAGAACAAGGCCCUUUCCAGCCCAAACUCGCACGUUAUCCUAGAAAUCCUAACGUAAAGGAUAAGAAAAAACAAUUUACGUUUUCAUCAGAAUGGUUCAAACAGUAUCAGUACCUAGAAUAUUCCCUCCACACAGACAAAGCUUAUUGCUUUGUGUCAGUUAUUCCCUCAAUCUGACGCCAGGGAUGCUUGGAUUAAAGACGGUCAGAAUGUGUGGGACAAGAUGAAAAGUGUCAGACAAAAGAAGAAAGGGAAGCUAUCUGCUCAUUUUGGUUGUAGUAGUCACAAAGCCGCGCUACAGCAGUUGGCUAAUUUCGUCGAUCCAAGAGGACACAUAACACAUUGA
This is a messenger RNA of Paramuricea clavata, 841 nucleotides long. NCBI's taxonomy places the organism in Eukaryota, Metazoa, Cnidaria, Anthozoa, Malacalcyonacea, Plexauridae. The record is from the annotation of a GenBank genome assembly.